Messenger RNA from Aureobasidium vineae, 1014 nucleotides. Lineage: Eukaryota; Fungi; Ascomycota; Dothideomycetes; Dothideales; Saccotheciaceae. The record is from the annotation of a GenBank genome assembly.
GCUGGUGUAAUAGGGCUUGAUGUAGCUCUCGUUCUUGCCGAGGAUGGCUACGGCCACCACAUCACCAUCGUUGCGCAACAUCUGCCUGGAGACACUUCCAUCGACUACACCUCGCCUUGCGACAAGAAUGCCCUGAUUUGGGACAAGGCUGGCUACAAGCGUUUGAUGAAGCUCGCAUCGACAGAAGGACCCGCGGCUGCCAUCGGAAAAACACAAUCGUUCGAAUACUGGGAUGAAAAGCCCGUCGAGCAGAAGCUAAGCUCGCUUGCAGACUAUCUUGAAGACUUCACUGUUCUGCCCUCAGAUCAACUGAUUUCCGGAACUGCUUACGGCGUCUCGUUCACAACAGUCACAAUAAAUGCACCUCGGCAUAUCCAAUAUCUGAAGAGCAAGCUUGAAAACCUCGGUGUUCGAUUUUUCCGUCGCAAGCUCGAACACCUGGACCAUGGCUUCCUUAGUGAGCGAACCAAAGUUGUGUUCAAUUGCACAGGAAAUGCCGCUCGACACUUGCCAGGCGUUCAAGACCAGAAGUGCUUUCCGGUCAGAGGUCAGAUCUUGCUUACACGAGCGCCCCAAAUCGACACGAACAUCAUGCGACAUGGCAAGGAUUACGAAACCUACAUUAUUCCACGUCCAUUCUCGAACGGCAAUGUCAUUCUCGGAGGAUUCAUGCAAAAGAACAAUNNGGACACGUUCGCCCACGAGGUCGAGUCCAUCUGGCAAAGAACAUCGACUCUCGAAUCAGCCUUGGACGCACCUGAAACAGAGGUCCUUGCGACAUUCGCUGGACUUCGGCCUGGCAGGCACGGCGGUGCACGCAUCGAAUCGGAAACACGAAGCGCUGGACGUCUGCUCGUUCACAAUUACGGAGCUGGAGGAACCGGCUAUCAAGCAGGGCUUGGAAUGGCCAUGGAGGCUGUUGGUCUUGCGCUACCUCAUUUAACCAACGCUUUGAAAGACUCGGACGUCGUCGAUCUCGUGGCUGCUGAGAAGGCAGUGGUUCGGGCAAGUCUG